AUGACGAGGCCAUCCUCAAGGUCAAGGUCGAAGACACAGCUCCAACAGCAGAUGAAGACACAGCUCCAGCAGCAGACGAAGACUUCCUGGUCGCCUUUGCUGAAUCUGUCGACCAAAGAGCACCCCCGAAACUGGCCAAGUGUCCGAAAGUGGAUUGUGACGGGUGUCCUGUCUGCCACGGGCUUUAAUCGCAUCAUGGUCUCGACCAUCAUGGCACCGGCCCUCUCUACUAUCGAUGCCAAACUCGACAUGAACAGCGUCGAAUCCGUCAUGGCAAUGUCCGUCUUCCUCCUCGCCACGGCAUUUGGCCCGCUGGUCAUCGGCCCUCUUUCUGAGGUUUAUGGCAGAAAGCCCAUGUUACACACAACUAACAUCUGGUUUUUGCUGUGGAAUGUCGUCUGUGGGUUUGCGCACACAAAGAGUCUGCUCAUCGCCGCUCGGCUGCUCGCUGGCUUUGGCGCAAGUGCCGUAUACGUGCUCGCCGAUGGUGUGCUCGGAGACGUGUGGCCGUCCGAGCAGCGUGGAAAGUCGCUCGGAAUCUAUCUUCUCAUCCCGUUGCUCGGCGCCGCUGUUGGUCCCAUAGUUGGAGGCUUCAUUACGCAGGGGACGACAUGGCGCUGGAUGUUCUGGUCGACAUCACUUCUCCAAGGCGCAAUGAUCCUGGCUUCGAUCCUACUCUUCGACGAGACCUACGAGCCGGUCAUACUUGAGCGGCGGGCCGAGAGACUUCGAACCGCGACCGGUGACCAACGGUUCCACACCAGAGCUGGAAAGCUGAGUGAGGGCCGCUCGCCGCUGUGGGUUAUGCAGAGGAGCUUGUCCAGACCGAUCCGCUUACUCUUGUUUCACCCAAUUGUCCAGGUCCAGACUCUUCUGUCCGGCUUCAGUUACGGCGUCCUAUAUCUCGUGCUCUCCACGUAUUCGGACCUCUGGACGUCAAGAUACAAUGAAUCCAUAUCUAUCAGCGGCCUGCAUUACCUCACCAUAUGCAUAGGCGAGGUUGCUGGUGCCCAACUGGGCGGACCACUGAUGGAUCUUGUAUUUCAGCGGUUGCAAAAUCAAGCCGGUGGAUCCUCAAUCCCUGAGUACCACGUCCCAUUGAUGAUCCCCAGCGCUGCCAUUACAGCAUCUGGUCUCCUGCUGUACGGCUGGACAGCCCAGGCAAAAACGUUCUGGCUCCCCGUCGACCUGGGUGCUGCAAUCUUUUCAUGCGGCAUGCAGAUCAACGGCAUGUCACUUCAAGCAUAUGUCAUCGACUCGUAUCCUGUACACGCUAGCUCGGCGUCGGCUGCGUCGCAGCUCCUGCGCAGCUUGGCCGCUUUCGGAUUCCCUCUCUUCGGCCCCAGGAUGUAUUCGGCCCUAGGUUACGGUUGGGGGAACACCAUGAUGGCUUUGGUUUCCAUCGCCGUCAGCUUGCCUGCGUCGAUGUUCAUUUGGUCAUACGGUGCGAAGCUCCGAAAAAAGGCGCUCGACAGUUAUUGA
Capronia epimyces CBS 606.96 is the source of this 1482-nucleotide messenger RNA. RefSeq lists its product as uncharacterized. Gene Ontology annotation, cellular component: membrane. The record is from RefSeq and is a predicted model, not a curated record. Gene Ontology annotation, molecular function: transmembrane transporter activity. Lineage: Eukaryota; Fungi; Ascomycota; Eurotiomycetes; Chaetothyriales; Herpotrichiellaceae. The coding region runs from base 1 to 1482 and encodes 493 amino acids. Gene Ontology annotation, biological process: transmembrane transport. The transcript has a single exon.